AUGUUCCGUCCGUGGUAUAUUAACGAUAGACUAUUUUGGUUCUCGUCGAAAUAUAAACAGCAAACUAAAUGUUUGAAAGUAUUACAUGGUUUCACAGAAAAAAUUAUUGCGGAAAGGAAACGAUAUCACGAAUCCACUGGUGGACGAUAUCUAAAUUUUGAAAAUGAGGCAGAAGAUAAUGAUACGAUAGGAAGCCGAAAGAAGCGCCUUGCCAUGUUGGAUCUCAUGAUAGCAGCGUCCAAUAAUAACCAAAUGAGCGAUUCGGACAUCAGAGAAGAAGUUGACACCUUCAUGUUCGAAGGUCACGAUACCGUAUCAAUGGCUCACUUCACUAUAUUACUAUUAACCGAACAUAAGGAUGUGCAGAUUGUACUUGAAAAGACCAGAAUCCUGGUUGAAACGUUGUAA
This is a messenger RNA of Ooceraea biroi (clonal raider ant), 408 nucleotides long. Its product is annotated as cytochrome P450 4C1. The record is from RefSeq and is a predicted model, not a curated record. NCBI's taxonomy places the organism in Eukaryota, Metazoa, Arthropoda, Insecta, Hymenoptera, Formicidae. Gene Ontology annotation, molecular function: heme binding; oxidoreductase activity, acting on paired donors, with incorporation or reduction of molecular oxygen; iron ion binding.